UGAAUGAAUUCACUGAUGAAAUAGUGAGAUGUCCGAAAAAGAAGUGCAUUAUGAUGUAAAACUUAAGCAAACAAUAAAUUUGCCCUCGAUAGAUGAUAACACGAGAAAGGGAAAUAGAAGUGUUCGUUCUGUGCUAUAUAUAUAAGUGCAAACAAUUCAGUCGCACUGCUCUUUAACAUGUUCAGUUGAAAUGUUGGUGCAGAUCGAGUAAUGAUCAUUGACACUAAAAUUAUGCACUAGGUUUCCAAGGCAGCGUGACCUGAGAGAAGAGUGGGCCCUAGCAGUGUGCCGCUCACCUGCGUGGGCACCAUCACAUUGGAGCGUUGUUUGCUCGGAGCACUUCAGCGACGGUGAUUUUGCGAGCGGUACCAAAGGCCACGGUCACUUGAUGGCUAAUGCAGUACCAUCGCUCGCGGGCCCCACCAAGAUGCUUGCAAAGGACGAUGCUACAGCAAUGAGGCAACCUUCAAGUGCACCAGCUUCAUCCACGGGAAUAUCACAGCAUCAAGAUGAGCCAGCAGGUCUCUCUGAAGUGACAAUAGCCAUGGACAUCUCCGAGGGCUUGUCAGAUGUGCUAGCAGAGGGUGCUGCUACAACUGCUAGCUCGUCCUUCGCUGAUUCAGACAUUGCUGAUGAGCCUUCCGAAAUCCAACAUGUCCUGGUAUGUUUGAUUGUGGUAAUGACCACAGGGCUUGCUUUUUUCAUGCGUAUGCCUUGGUUCAUUCAUGCUGUGCUCUGCUUUCAAAAAUCUGGUGUUUCCCUGUAAUAUAUAUUUUGGAUUUCACCUUUAAAGUAACUAUUGCAGUUUAAAAAAAUGCAUGAGACUUUGUCACACAGUUUUUUGUAAGAUGUUUUCGACCAAUUUUCAGAUAUCUAAUACUAGUAAUGCUCUGAAUGAAUAGAAAGAUAGAACUGAUUAACCUAUCAUCAGCUACAUUACAGCCCUUUUUUGACACAGGUGACAAGCAUACUGCACGAGUUGUGUGUUCAAAUUUCGUUGUAAACACUGGCAAAAGCAAGUGCUAAUGAAUGAAAGCCAUAUGUGCUACAUCAUAACCUCGA
Molecule: messenger RNA, 1062 nt
Organism: Dermacentor silvarum
Lineage: Eukaryota; Metazoa; Arthropoda; Arachnida; Ixodida; Ixodidae
Exons: 3
Coding region: 389-766 (125 amino acids)
Source: RefSeq, a predicted model, not a curated record